AUGUCUUAAAUCUGUUAUUUAAGGUAAAUUAUAUUUUAUCAGCUGUUUUCUUUNACAGCUAAUCAUAAUGAAGUGAGAUCACAUAAUUAUGCAAAUGUUCAAUUAAGGUAUAAAUCUUUAUUAUUCAGAUAUGACUUUGCUCCUACAACUGUUACUUAUUGGUAAACUAAAGAAGACAUUUUGCAUUUCUUAGUCCAAAUAUGUGCUGUGAUUGGAGGUAUAUUCACUGUAUCAAGCAUGAUUGAGGCUAGUGUAUAUAAAGUUAUGAGGAAUGUAUUAAAAGUUGAGUGA
Molecule: messenger RNA, 291 nt
Organism: Paramecium primaurelia
Lineage: Eukaryota; Ciliophora; Oligohymenophorea; Peniculida; Parameciidae
Source: the annotation of a GenBank genome assembly